AUGGAGGAGAACAGAGCCAAAGAUAACCCUCAGCCAGAAGACUCGCAGUCUCCAUCGCUGCAACUGACCCCUCGUCCACCGGAGUCAAGAUCCCUUCCAGCCGGCUUAUUCACACUACCUUUCCGUGGUCGACGAUUGAAAUACGAGCACAACGUUCAUGCUCUUAUUGCGGAGCAGGAGAGAAUUUCCGCAGAGGAAGAUAGCGACGACCAGGGAGCCGUGUUACCGUCUGACCCCAGUCUCAACUCACCUGGUACGCUGAAGGGGAAAGGCAAGGAGAUAGCAACCAUGGCUUCUGAGACCGCGACGCCCGCUGGCGCGUCUGCUGUCGCCGCGACCGAGCCCAAGGUUGAGGUCCGCAAGCUUAAGAAGCGCAAGGUCCUUCUGAUGGGAAAGAGUGGUUCUGGAAAGUCUAGCAUGCGAUCCAUCAUCUUCUCCAACUAUGUCCCUGCAGACACUCGUCGCCUCGGUGCGACCAUCGAUGUCGAUCUGUCUCAUGUGAAGUUUCUGGGCAACCUGACGCUUAACCUGUGGGAUUGUGGCGGCCAGGAGGCAUUUAUGGAAAACUACAUCAACCAGCAGCGCGUCCACGUCUUCAGCAAUGUCGGCGUCCUCAUCUACGUCUUUGACAUCGAGUCGCGUGACGUCGAUCGCGACCUCGCUACUUAUGUGUCCGUCGUGACCGCCCUGGCGCAGUACUCGCCCUCCGCCAAGGUCUUCGUUCUCAUCCACAAGAUGGAUCUUAUCAUGGGCGCCCAGCGCGAGCAGAUCUUCAACGAGCGCGUGCGUCUUGCUAAGGCCAAGACGGCCGAAGCCCUCCAGAACAUGGCCGCCAUCGGAGGCCAUGCCCCUGAGCGCCUCGAGAUCCAGCCAUUUGCCACUUCCAUCUGGGACCAGUCUCUCUACAAAGCCUGGUCCGCCAUCAUCCACGACCUGAUCCCCAACCUCGCCAUCAUCGAGGAGGAGCUCGGGCGCCUCGGCACCGCCAUCGAGGCGGAGGAGAUCCUGCUGUACGAGCGCACCUCGUUCCUCGUCAUCUCCAAGUGGUCCUCGCAGGAGGGCCAGCGCAACCCGGCCGUCGACCGCUACGAGCGCCUCAGCAACGUGUGGAAGACGUUCAAGGCCAGCCUGGCCAAGUACACGGGCACGUCGCGCAACGCGGACCAGAUCAGGGACUUCACGCUCAAGAUUAGCUCUCUGUGCGCCGUCUUCAUGAUGCAGUUCACCACAAACACCUUCAUCCAGGUCGUCAUGCCGCCCGGCGAGGCGCGCUUCAACGCCGCCCGCCUCAACACGGCCAUCGCCGCGAAGCACUUUGAGCGCCUCGACUCUCCCGCUGCCAUUGCUGGUGCUAGUGCUAAGGGGACCGCCGCUGGUAAGGAUGCGGCGGCCUCUGGCUCCGGCCAGGCGGGCAUGGCCGUCUCUGGAGAAGAUGCCUCAGGUGAUGGCCCGUAA
This is a messenger RNA of Phaeoacremonium minimum UCRPA7, 1455 nucleotides long. Its product is annotated as putative gtp-binding protein gtr1 protein. The record is from RefSeq and is a predicted model, not a curated record. NCBI's taxonomy places the organism in Eukaryota, Fungi, Ascomycota, Sordariomycetes, Togniniales, Togniniaceae. Gene Ontology annotation, biological process: regulation of autophagy; cellular response to starvation; positive regulation of TOR signaling. Gene Ontology annotation, molecular function: GTP binding; GTPase activity. The coding region runs from base 1 to 1455 and encodes 484 amino acids. The transcript has 2 exons. Gene Ontology annotation, cellular component: fungal-type vacuole membrane; nucleus; Gtr1-Gtr2 GTPase complex.